Molecule: messenger RNA, 2085 nt
Organism: Aspergillus pseudonomiae
Lineage: Eukaryota; Fungi; Ascomycota; Eurotiomycetes; Eurotiales; Aspergillaceae
Product: DUF4246 domain-containing protein
Exons: 1
Coding region: 1-2085 (694 amino acids)
Source: RefSeq, a predicted model, not a curated record
AUGGGCAACAAUGGACUCGACAACUCCGGAACGGGCCCCUUGAAGGUUCCCGGAUUUAACAAUAUUCCCCUUGAGCUGUCCCUGGACAGCGAAGACAGAUUCUACGAUGCGGUUCCGAUGGACUGGUACAGCUCUCCUCUGACAGUCCGGGAGUUGACCAUGUUGAAUCUGAUGGAAACGCUGACGGACCGACCUGGAUGGUAUAACCUUGUAUUUGACAAGAGCACUGCCGCAAAGUGGAAAGAAGAGGCUAUGGUACGCCCGAUGAUUAGCCGCAAGGCGUGGGACUGGUGCUUGGCUGAAUUGCGCGAUAAAGCCAUACGAUUUAAAGAAACAGGCCAGAUUUUAGUUUUAAACUCUGGCAGUGCUGUCUGUAAAUCCGACACUAUUAUUCCCUCGUCGGUUGGCUUGAAGAUCCAACAGUUUGUCUCCGAUCUGUCGGACGAGUACAGAGACCAGAAAGACUGGGAGCCCAGUUCCAAUAAGCAGAUUUGGAAUAUAAUAGACCCAUCUCUUUUCCCUCUUAUUUACGGACAGACGCGUGUUCUGGUAAAUGGCGGCUAUGUUCCACUCGAACAAACAUUGGAAACCUACGGGCAAGGCGAGGCUGCACCAAGGCAUGAUCAGGAUCGUGAAAGAUUGGAGGGGCUUCCUGGGAGUUAUCGUACCGCGAGAACAUUGCUGUUCUCUCACCGAUUUCAGUGGCUUCCCUGCGAGGUGGAAUUCUGUGGGCCAGUGGGAUCGACAGACGUACGAAUUACCUCUUACAUCAACGACCUGCACCCGAGCAGACAACGCUCCUUCUAUGAAACGCUUGAAAAGGUAAUAUCUCGAGUCAUCGGACCAUGGAAUGAGACAUUAAUCAAAGGAGUACCUAUGGAUUUCGAUUUGCCUUCCCCACGGGGCAGGGCGCCCCGGAGAAUUCAAACAUUUGGUGUUGAAUGGCAAAAUGAGUAUCCAAAGUGGGCAGAAGACCUGCCAACGGAACUGAAUGAUAACCUCGAAGCAUGCCACAACACACUGGCCCGUGUCAAGGACUAUGUUGCUCUUCCAGAAUACGGCGUUAAAGUCGAAUGGCAAGGUCUUGAAACAAAGGAUAUCCCACAGGAUUGGGAGAGCACGGUAUCCUUGAAGGACGUGGUCGAUGCAAAAUACAGUCGCCUGUUUCGCUUCGAGCAUUCCGAUCCAGGUCUCUACUCAUAUGACGAAUGGAAGGCAGGGAAAACUGCGAAAUCUAUUGUUGGCCCCACGGAGCAUGACAUCCAGUGGAACACAGACCCGAAGAUCUGGCGUUCACAAUUCAAUAUGAAAGACCCAAUGGAUCGUUACAAAAUACAAGAGGCUCCUGGUAUGCGUUGCACUGAUCAUGAGUAUUAUACAGUGAAGCUUCAGGAAACGUUUCGCGAUAAAGGCCUACAAAUCAUUGUGAAGUUGGAAGGGAUUGAACUAACGCCAGAGAGCCCAUCGUAUCCGGGCGAGGAUUGGCAUACAGAUGGCCUUCGUAAUGAGCACAUCGUGGGAGUUGCAGUCUAUUUUUUCGACAUGGAAAACGUGACAGGUAGCAGGCUCUUAUUCCGUCAAGAGAUUGAUAUGGAUUCAGAUGUGUAUCAGUUUGAGGGAUGGGAUGUACCGUACUUGGAAGAGUUAUUCGGCGUCAAAGAUGACAAACCUGCUCUGCAGGAGCUUGGGUCUGUGUCAAUUGGCCAGGGACGCCUUAUAGUCUUUCCAAACGCACUCCAUCACCGCAUGGAGCCAUUUGAGCUGAUUUCCAAAUCUCGGGCCGGACACCUUCGAUUUCUGACACUGUGGCUCGUCGAUCCAUACUACCGCAUUUGCUCCACGCGGAAUGUACCACCGCAGCGGCAUGACUGGUGGGCACAAGAAGCAGAGUCACUGGUAACGUCGGCACAUUCGCUUCCUCAAGAGUUGGCCACCAUGGUCAUAAACGAAACACAUCAAUGGCCCAUAGAUCUCGCGGAGGCUCAACACAAUCGACUUGAAAGAAGCAAGGAUAGCUCUAUCGCUCAUGACGCGAUGGAAUAUCUGAUCCAGAAUCAUACAAUAAAUCUUUGGAAGCGAACCUAG